Molecule: messenger RNA, 1950 nt
Organism: Mandrillus leucophaeus (drill)
Lineage: Eukaryota; Metazoa; Chordata; Mammalia; Primates; Cercopithecidae
Gene: MIF
Product: macrophage migration inhibitory factor (glycosylation-inhibiting factor)
Exons: 3
Coding region: 1492-1839 (115 amino acids)
Molecular function (GO): cytokine activity; phenylpyruvate tautomerase activity
Source: RefSeq, a predicted model, not a curated record
CACCAUAGGGAAGUCACAGUGGUCCAGGCCAAAGGCAAUGCAGCUAGUGCAGACUAGGCAGUAGUGCAGGGAAUGGAGAGAAGUGGGAAUAAAGGGAUAGUGAAAGGAGGCACAUUUCACUGGCAGGUGAUCAGGUGUAGGAGGACAAGUCAUAUAUCUGGACUUUACAGAGCAGUGGACACUCAGUCGGCUGCUGUCAGCGCCUGGGGCUUAGGGGAGUGCCCGUGGCUGGAGACAUGGCAUGGAGUGCCAUUAUUUAGGGAGCCCUGGACACAAGUAAGAGAAGAUGCGACAGCAGGAGGGAAAGAGUCUGGGGCCCAGCUGCAGGAACCAACACCCAUAGGCUAUUUGUAUAAAUGGGCCAUGGGGCCUCCCAACUGGAGGCUGGCUGGUGCCACGAGGGUCCCACAGGCAUGGGUGUCCCUACUAUAUCACAUGGCCUUCACCGAGACUGGUAUAUGGAUUGCACCUAUCAGAGACCAAGGACAGGACCUCCCUGGAAAUCUGAGGACCUGGCCUGUGAUCCACUUGCUGCCUUGUCCUCUUCCUGCUAUGUCAUGGCUUAUCUUCUUUCACCCAUUCAUUCAUUCAUUCAUUCAGCAGUAUUAAGUCAAUGUCUCUUGUAUGCUUGGCACCUGCUAGAUGGUCCCCAAGUUUACCAUUAGUGGAAAAGACAGUUAAGAAAUUCAGCAAGGGCUCUAUGAGAGGGCAUACACGGUGGACCUGACUAGGGUGUGGCUUCCCUGAGGAGCUGAAGUUGCCCAGAGGCCCAGAGAAGUGGAGCUGCGCACGUUUGAACCACUGAAUCUGGUCUCGACCUCACCUCCUUCCCUUCGGUGCCUCCCAGCAUCCUAUCCUCUUUAAAGAGCAGGGGUUCAGGGAAGUUCCCCGGAUGGUGAUUCGCAGGGGCAACUCCCCUCUCACCUGCCGCAGUGACUGCCCCUCCCCAUCUCAAACACACAAGCUAACGCGUGCGGGUACUGGAGCCCUUGGGGACGCGUGGCCCAAAGACUCAGGACGUACAGGGGCUCAGUGCGUGCAGUGGAAUCAACUCGGCUUCAUCUCUGGAAGGGCAAGGGGCCAUCUUCCGGGUUCACCACCGCAUCCCCACUGCCGGCACAGCGCCUCCUGGCGACUAUCAUCGGUGACUUAGUGAAAAGACUAAGAAAGACCCGAAGCGAGGCCGGGACAGGCCGAUUUCUAGCGGCCACGUGGAGAACGGUUUCGAACAGUGCGCCGGGCUUAGCGGCGGUUGCUGGAGGAACGGGCAGAGUCGCCCAGGGUCCUGCCCUGCGGGGCGGAGCCGAGGUAGGCGGUGACGUCCCCACUGGAGGCGGAGCCGCAGCCUCGCGGGGGCGGGGCCUGGCGCCGGCGGUGGCGUCACAAAAGGCGGGGCCGCAGUAGUGUCCGAGAAGUCAGGCACGUAGCUCAGUGGCGGCCGCGGCGCGUGCGUUUGUGCUUCUGCGCGGGUGUCCGGGUUCUUCUGCCAUCAUGCCGAUGUUCAUCGUAAACACCAACGUGCCCCGCGCCUCCGUGCCGGACGGGUUCCUCUCCGAGCUCACCCAGCAGCUGGCGCAGGCCACCGGCAAGCCCCCACAGUACAUCGCAGUGCACGUGGUCCCGGACCAGCUCAUGGCUUUCGGAGGCUCCAGCGAGCCUUGCGCGCUCUGCAGCCUGCACAGCAUCGGCAAGAUCGGCGGCGCGCAGAACCGCUCCUACAGCAAACUGCUGUGCGGCCUGCUGGCCGAGCGCCUGCGCAUCAGCCCGGACAGGGUCUACAUCAACUAUUACGACAUGAACGCGGCCAACGUGGGCUGGAACAACUCCACCUUCGCCUAAGAGCCGCCGGGCCCCACGCGGUCUGCGCUGGCUCGACCCGGGAACCCGCCGCACGCAGUGUUCUAGGCUCGCCCACCCCAACCUUCUGGAGAAAUAAAACAGUUUAGAGAC